AUGGCAAGCCGCAGACCACCGUCUCGCGCCAAGGCACCUCCCCCAGCCCCUCGUUCUCGCUCCGCUCUGGGUCGUCCAGUAGAUGACAACGAAACAAACAUCCAGGUCGUUGUCCGUUGUAGGCGUCGCUCUGAACUCGAAAUAUCCAACAAUUCGCCCAUUAUCGUAUCAUCCAACGGUGCCAAAAGUACAGAAAUAUCAAUAGAGACCGCUGUACCAGCUUCAAGCCUCGGCGUUGUCUCCCUUCCCCCAGUCAGAACAUACCCUUUCGAUGUCGUGUUUGGGCCAGAGGCAGACCAGGCUCUCAUCUACCACGAAGUGGUGGCUCCCAUGUUGGAGGAGGUCGUCAUGGGAUACAAUUGCACGCUCUUUGCCUACGGUCAGACCGGGACGGGCAAAACCUAUACGAUGCAAGGGGACCUUAAUCCAACUCCUCUCGGAAACCCUUCUGCCCACGCGGGCAUGAUUCCGCGUGUCCUAUUCCGGCUUUUUCAUACUCUCGAGUCCUCCGUCGCCGACUACAGCGUCAAGAUUUCAUUUAUCGAAUUAUAUAAUGAAGAGCUCCGCGACUUACUCGCCCCCGAUCUAGCCCCUCCUUCCACUCAUGUUCAACCGAUGGGUCAUUCAGGCCAACGUGCUCAAGAAGGUCUCAAGAUUUUUGACGACGCGUCGAAACACGGUGUAGUCAUCCAGGGCCUCGAGGAAAUCCCUGUCAAGGAUUCAGCAGACGCUCUUGCUCUACUUACUAAAGGCAGUGAGCGCCGCCAGAGCGCGUCUACUAACAUCAACAACCAUUCUUCUCGCUCACACUCCGUAUUCUCCAUCACCGUCCAUACUAAAGAAUCCAGCCAUGCAGGGGAAGACUUGCUCAAGAUUGGCAAACUUAAUCUUGUCGACCUCGCUGGUUCUGAGAAUAUCGGUCGAUCUGGCGCCGAAAACAAGAGAGCUCGCGAGGCAGGAAUGAUCAACCAGUCGUUGCUCACUCUAGGCCGCGUUAUCAAUGCACUUGUGGACAAGGCGCAGCACGUCCCCUAUCGUGAAUCUAAACUAACACGGCUUCUUCAAGACUCAUUGGGUGGAACUACCAAGACAUGCAUUCUGGCUACCGUUUCCCCUGCGCGCUCGAACAUCGAGGAGACUCUUUCAACUCUCGACUAUGCCCUUCGCGCGAAAUCAAUCCGCAACAAGCCUGAGCUCAACCAGCGCAUGACGCGCAACUCCCUCCUGAAGGAAUACGUUGCUGAAAUCGAACGAUUGAAAGCGGAUGUCUUGGCAGCGAGAGAAAAGAACGGGAUAUUUUUCAGUGAAGAAUCAUGGACCCAACUCAGCAACGAGCACGAACUGCGUCAGACGGAGCUCGAAGAAGCCAAGAAGCAAGUCGAAAUUGUUGAGGGCCAGAUGCGGAAUGUGCGCGAGGAGUUUGAGCAGAGUAUCGGGUUGCUGAAGAAGCGGGAAGGGGAGUUGAACGAAACUCGGGAGCAGCUCAAGGAAGCAGAGCAAGCCCUCGAAAACAAGAAUGAAGAGCUGAAUCGCGCUCUUCUGGCUCUUGAGCAAGAGUCAAUUGUAAGGCAGGCGCAUGCCGAAACGGAAGAACGCCUCAAUGAUGUUGCGGUUGGCCUACGAGGCGUUGUUCGCGAAACUAUCAAGGAUGUCGAUAGUCUUCACAGUAAACUCAGUCGCACUUCCAGUACGCUGCGGGCAAACACCCAAGUUGUUCUAGCCCAAGGAAAAUCAAUCUCUUCUUCCACAAUCGCCCUCUCCCGUAAACUGGACGAGUUUGUGAAGAGUUCUGCCGCAACCACUUCCAAACUGCGGACAGAGGCAAAGGAGUUUGAGGCCAAAGAACUCGAAACGCUAGCUGGAUUCACAGAACGCGUCAACGAACAGUUGAAGCGCGUUCAAGCAGCCCUUGCCGUGGUCCAAGCUAAAGACACCGCUGAAGCCGAUGCGCUUGCGAUCGUCAAACAAGUCGUGAAAGACACCUACGAAGCCUUUAAGGUCGGAUUUGGUGCCUGGAGUUUGUCUCUCAAGCAAACCUGUGAGACCGCGAGUGCCGCCGCCGAGAGUACAGGAACUACAGCUUUCGACUCAGCUGAAGCGGCUGUUAAGACGCUUGCUACUCUGGUCGAGACCUUGGCACAGGAGGCUCAGUCUUUCGUCGAGUCAGAGCACACAACUGUAGUACAGGUCAAAUUGCUAGCGGCCAACGCCGCAACGGCAGAAGUGGAACGCCUCAAAGCUCAAAACGAGGUCCUUACUCAACUGCUUGCCAACGAGAAACUCAAGGGUGAGAAGGCCAAAGACGAGCUACUUCAACGCGUCUCUGGCUUGCUCGGUGAAUUCGUUCAGGACCGUGAUCGUAGUUUACGUGAAGCCGUCGGGGUUGUCCAAGCUGGAAAUGUCGAAAGCACCAAAGCGAUGCAGGCCUUCAAGCAACAGCACGCGGAGCUUACUGCGACUAUGGAUGCCAGCGGGAAACAGACCACGGCAAGUUUGACGAGGGCUUCUAAGGACGCAAAGAGGACGCGAGACGGCACUCUCAAGUCUUUGGCCGAAUCAAAGAGCGAAUUUGGCGUCCAGCUCUCGUCAAUGCAGACAUCGAUAUCCGCAUCUGUCGACUCUUACUCUUCGGAGAUACAAAGUCAGGUCAAGACGAUGGACGCCUCUUCAAGCGCGGCAUUCGACAGACAGACGCAUGCAAAACGGGCGCGUAUCGAAGCAACAAACUCGCUUGGUGUCGAGAUCCAGAGUGAAUUUAAAUCGGUCCAACGGGCUUUCGCGUCGACUUCACGCAAUAUUGAGGGUGCCGUGGCCCAUAUGGCUUCAGAUAGUAACACCUUGUCGAAUGCUACGGAAAUCUACCAGAAGGCUUCCAAUAGCGAGCUUUCUUCAUUGAAGGAAGCCACCAAGUUGCUUGGGGAACAAGGGACCAAAGCAGACGCGCCAACUGGUCACACGCCGAAGAAACGGACAUGGCAAUAUGUCGACAAGUGGGAGCUCACAAAAAGCAGGGCAGAACUGUUGAAGUCACGAGGGCCCGUGGAUGAAGAGGAGGAGCAGUUGGAGGAACAGAUGGCGGUCGAUGAAUCACCACCGAAUUCGCCAAUUGCGGUGUCGCUAGCAUCCUCGACAUCAUCAACAAUGAUGCCGCCGCCGCAAAUUCCUGUUCUGAAGAAGACGAAACCGGUGGUCGUGCCGCUGGUCGACGCGAGAAAUGUGUAUACUACGAGGAGAAGAGGACGGUAG
Mycena indigotica is the source of this 3246-nucleotide messenger RNA. Its product is annotated as Kinesin motor domain-containing protein. NCBI's taxonomy places the organism in Eukaryota, Fungi, Basidiomycota, Agaricomycetes, Agaricales, Mycenaceae. The record is from RefSeq and is a predicted model, not a curated record. The coding region runs from base 1 to 3246 and encodes 1081 amino acids. Gene Ontology annotation, cellular component: spindle microtubule; nucleus. Gene Ontology annotation, molecular function: microtubule binding; plus-end-directed microtubule motor activity; ATP binding. The transcript has 7 exons. Gene Ontology annotation, biological process: mitotic spindle assembly; microtubule-based movement.